GGCAGAAAAAGGAAAGUAUGGAUCAGAGCAGCGGCGGCGGAGGCUGGACCCACAAGACCCGGGAAUUAUAGACCGAUUCCAGGCUAAAAUAUCCCCUCGUAGAGACAUGAACCCUGCUUCUUAGUCAGCGGUAAACCUGUGUGUUAUCCUGUGUGUGUUCAGGGUUGUGUUUCCACUCUGUUAGCGGACUGGUGCUCGCGUGUUUCUGAUCGAUUGGGUCAUCAGUAUCUACCUCCAUGGCUCUGAUAGCGACUGACCGCGGCUGCAAACUCAACGGGACGUCGGUGAUCUACGGCAGAGUUGGGCCGAGAAAAGAAGUUCUCCAGGGGAAGAGUGAGAGCUUUAAAAGUGGCCAAAUGCAGCCGAAGGAGACGGAGUAUUCAACAGAUGGUCUCCCCAAAGCCUUCCUCCACAGCCUGAGGACCCUCUUUGACAUCUUGGAUGACGGGGGACGAGGCUACGUCCACAUCUCGGAGAUUGAGAGUCGCUGGCAGGGCGCGGACACCCGGGCGCUGCCCGGCGGGGUGCUGGGCUGCCUGAGGAGGGUCACCCCGCCGCAUGGAUGCCUCACCUUCGAGCGGUUCGUCGCGGGGCUGCGGUACUCCAUGCUCAACCCGGAGAACAGCUCCCACAUCAAGGCCCAGGCGGCCGUGCACCCGCAAAAGCAACCGCAGAAACCCGCGCCGCUGUCCGCGUGUGGCGUCGGGACCCGGGCGGAGAACAAGGUGCGACCGCUGGGGCCGAGCAACGCGUCCAACAUGCAGCAGCAGCCGCAGCAGAUGCACCGGGCGACCUCGCUCCAGAGCCGGGUCAGGUCGGAGGAGGGGGCCGGGUACCCCGCGUGUGGUCCGCCGAGGUACGGCGCGGGCUUCGAGAGGUCCGGGCGGAGUUUGGAGCCGAACCAGGCCGCCAAACCGACACAGCCUCAUCAGAGCCGGGUCCGAACCAUCGAGUCACUCGCUCUGGAGUCACCGCAGCUCCAAGGAGCAAGUGUUGUGAAAUCAGGUUUACCAAGAUCUCAGAGUGAAUCUGCAACAGGAUUUACUGGCGGCUCCAGGCGACACGGGCGGAGUCGGGACGAGCAGAGACGGCAUACCAUAUCCAACGGGGUGGAUUAUGGAAUGUUGAAGCAAAUGAAAGAGCUCGAGCAGGAGAAGGACUCCCUGCUGGCGGGCCUGGAGGUGGUGGAGCGGGCCCGAGACUGGUACCAGGGCCAAAUCCACAAUGUCACCGAGAGACAGCGGCAGGUCGGCCAGAGCUCGCACUGCACGGAUUUCUUGACAGAAGCCAAUCAGAGUCGCAUGAAUGUUCUCAUUCCCAAACUACAGGAAGUCAACCACUGCCUUAGUGACCUUAUUUCCUGCACUGGUAUGCAGUCAUUUCCUGCCAGCGGCAGCCAGACUGCAGCACUGUCUUCGAACUCGCAGCCUCCACCUCCAGCUCCUCCACAGGCCAUCCAGAGGCUGAAGGACCAGAACCGGCUCCUCACACAGGAGGUGACAGAGAAGAGCGAGCGCAUCGCCCAGCUGGAACAGGAGAAGUCUGCUUUGAUAAAGCAGCUUUUCGAGGCUCGAGCCCGCAGCGCACAGGACACCAGCACCAUGGACUCCACCUUCAUCUGAAAACACUCCACCCCUCGACAUAUCUGUUCUGGUCAGGAGCAAACUUUUUCUGAGACUGACUCUUUGUUUACCCAGCUGACCACUUGUGGCAGUGACGCACCUUCUAGCCAUGACACGCCAAAACCCUCGACUGCAACAUGUCACCACUACACCCCAAACUAAACCAUGCACUACCUAGACAUGAACACUCCCGAAUGACUUGACCCAAGAGUCUAAAGGCUCUUUUACUUGCUACCUUCCCUCUUCCUGCACCUAGCAAGGGUGCAAUGAAAAAAAGAAAGGGGCUCAUGAGCUCCCAUCACUCCAUUUUGUUUUUUUACACCAUCUGCAAGAUCUCCAAACUCACUCCUAAAGAAUUGUUGUUUUUCUCCUGCUGCUUCACUCCACAGGCAGCAUUAAGCGCUAAGCGGUCCAUAAAGGAAUUGGACAUUAGGGGGAAAUGGUUUCCGUUGGAAUACAAUGCCAUAUUCUUACAGUUUAAUAUGAAAACUAAUCACCUGCAUCUGUGUGCUGUGACCUAUCACUUACUUUUUUGUUUUAAAUAUUUUAAGUUUGGUACAUAAAUCACGGUCAUCAUGAGGUACACUUUACUUUAUGCUUGUCGUUCAGUAUUCCCUUCCUCUUAAUGUAAUGUUUACGUGUCGUUCGCUUUCUAGUUUUUGAUUUUUUUAAAAUCUCGAACACAAAGAACAGGUUUUUACUGUGUUUUAUAAUGUAGCAUGUUAAAUGUUAAGACCUUUUGAGAUGUUUUUUAGCUUGAAACAAGAGAUGGGAGGACAAAACCAACAAGAUGUUGCGGCGGAAACAGAUGAGAGACGUUUGCACGUAGAAAAGAGCCGAGGAGGAUAAACGCGGUAGACGGAGAAUGUGACGGAGAUGUGCGAGGCGUAGUUCUGAUGCCAUGUCAGAAACGAAACGAUCAAGAAAAAAAUAAUCGUUUGGUUGUCAAUGCUGCAGCCAAUGUCUUUACAGUGGAUUCUUUGCAUGGAUCAUGACAUAUUUAUCUUCUGAAGAGAUUUCUGUUUGAAACCUGGAGAUUAAAACGUAGCGUACGUGGAAAAUCCCAUGUUGUCUUUGUAAGUGUCCCCUUUUACUAGGUUCAGCCUGGAAGCCGUUGACUUUAGACUAAACUGAAAAACAAAAUAAUACAUUUAGCCAUCCACAAGUUUACAAGAGAAAUAUUUAGUUUGUGGGUGGUGGUAGAAAAAAAAAAUCUUUGUAGUUUUUUACUGGGUAUGUUCUGAUGGGAUGUCAGCACAUAACAUAGUUAUAUGCUGUUGAUGUUUGUUUUCCACUUGUUUGAUUGUACGUUUCUUGCUGCUCAAACUUCAUUAUGUGUGAUUGAAACUCUUACUAGAGUUCUCUGAUGAAAUGUAAAAAUAAAUACGACAAACGAA
Hippoglossus stenolepis (Pacific halibut) is the source of this 3019-nucleotide messenger RNA. It is a transcript of the gene sapcd2, whose product is annotated as suppressor APC domain containing 2. The transcript has 6 exons. Lineage: Eukaryota; Metazoa; Chordata; Actinopteri; Pleuronectiformes; Pleuronectidae. The record is from RefSeq and is a predicted model, not a curated record. Bases 237 to 1622 code for a protein of 461 amino acids.